AUGCCGUCAUUAUAUAAAACAAAUCAUAUAUUUUCAAGGAUUAGUUAUAUUCGUCUAUGUUAUUCUUUGAAUCAUCGAUUGCAAAAAUCAAUAGUACCGUUAUUCCCAAGAUAUUACUCUUCUAAUCAAUCUACUCCACCUGCUUCAAAGCCUCCUUCCACUCCUUCUUCUACUCCCCCUUCUACUCCCUCCUCACCCCCUUCUUUAUCUCAAAAGAUUAAAAAUGAAAUAAAUCAUUAUGUCCAUGGCAGUAAAUUAUUAGCAUAUGAAGUUAAAAUCUCUACAAAAUUAUUGUCGAAACAAGUGGCUGGUUAUGAUUUAACUCGUAGAGAAAGAAUCCAAUUGAAAAGAACUACUUCGGAUAUAUUAAGAUUAGUCCCCUUCUCUGCCUUUGUUAUUAUACCUUUUGCUGAAUUAUUAUUGCCAAUUGCUCUUAAACUUUUCCCCAAUCUUUUACCUUCCACUUAUGAAUCUAAAAAAUCAAAAAAUUUGAAAAGAGAUUCUUUAAUCACAACAAGGAAAAAGACUUCUCAAUUCUUACAUAAUACUUUAGAAGAAUCAAAAGUAUUCAUAAAAUUCGAUUCUAUUAAAUCAAAAGAAAAUAAGUUGAAAUUUUACAAAUUUUUUAAAAAAAUUAAUGACCCUUCAAUCGAAAAAAAUUUAGAUUCUUUUACAAUGGAGGAAAUUUCAGAAAUAGCAAGAUUCUUUAAAAAUGAUACAGUGCUGGAUAAUUUAUCACGCCCUCAAUUGGUAGCAAUGGCUAAAUUCAUGUCAAUAAUUCCAUUUGGUAAUGAUAAUAUGUUACGUUCCCAAAUCCGUAGAGAAUUGAAAAGAACGAUGAAUGAUGAUAAAAUCAUAUCAUACGAAGGUGUAAAUUCAUUAUCAAAGGAUGAAUUAAAUCAUGCGUGUGUUUCUCGUGGUAUUAAAGCUUAUGGUGUCCCAGAUGAUGUACUUUCAGAAAAAUUAAGAGCUUGGCUUUUUUUAAGGUUACAUGAAAAAAUCCCUUCAGUUUUAAUGGUUUUAAGUGCAACUUUCACUUUCAACGCAGAACUAUUAGAAUUAAAGGCUAAAGUCAUGAAAUCUGAUGAAUUAUUAUCAAAGUCAUUAUUAAACCUAUACUAUGAGGCAAUCUUAAAAGUUUUAAGUUCAAUACCUGAUCCAGUUUAUAACAUUACAAAAUUAGAUGUUUCCGAAACUCCAAUUGAUACAGUAAAUGAUACAAAUGAAACAAUACAUAAUCCAACAGAAAUUGUCGAAAAUAACACUGCUAAUAAAUUAUUUGAAGAUCAAGCAAUUUAUGAUUUAAAAAGUACAGAAGUAAAUGAGCUUGAAGAAAUACCAGAAUCUAAAUUGGAUGAUAAUGAAUUUAAAUUGAAUGUCUUGAAGGAACAGGAAGAAAUGAUAAAGAAAGAACAAAUGGAUAAAAGACAAACUGCUUCAAAACAAGAUGAUCUUAUAACUUUGGAUGAAGAUACAACUCCAUCUUCAUUGGAUGGAAGUGCAUCUACAUUAGAUGAAAAAAAGAAAUUGGAAUGA
Molecule: messenger RNA, 1536 nt
Organism: Henningerozyma blattae CBS 6284
Lineage: Eukaryota; Fungi; Ascomycota; Saccharomycetes; Saccharomycetales; Saccharomycetaceae
Gene: MDM38
Product: ribosome-binding protein MDM38
Exons: 1
Coding region: 1-1536 (511 amino acids)
Biological process (GO): intracellular monoatomic cation homeostasis
Cellular component (GO): mitochondrial inner membrane
Molecular function (GO): ribosome binding
Source: RefSeq, a predicted model, not a curated record